Panicum hallii is the source of this 1103-nucleotide messenger RNA. Its product is annotated as 40S ribosomal protein S3a. Gene Ontology annotation, cellular component: cytosol; ribosome. Gene Ontology annotation, molecular function: structural constituent of ribosome. The record is from RefSeq and is a predicted model, not a curated record. The coding region runs from base 100 to 891 and encodes 263 amino acids. The transcript has 6 exons. Gene Ontology annotation, biological process: translation. Lineage: Eukaryota; Viridiplantae; Streptophyta; Magnoliopsida; Poales; Poaceae.
GCUCUAGCGCGACGCGCGAAAACCCUACACGACGCAGCGCCGCCAGCCACUCCACCUCCCGAAGCCCCCAGGCCCCAGCGCGGCUGCGGCGGCGGCAAGAUGGCGGUGGGCAAGAACAAGCGGAUCAGCAAAGGGAAGAAGGGUGGCAAGAAGAAGACCGUCGAUCCCUUCGCGAAGAAGGAUUGGUAUGAUAUCAAGGCGCCCUCCGUCUUCUCCGUGCGCAACAUUGGAAAGACGCUCGUGUCCAGGACACAGGGUACUAAGAUUGCUUCCGAGGGUCUGAAGCACCGUGUCUUUGAGGUCUCCCUAGCUGAUCUUCAGAGUGAUGAAGACCAAGCCUACAGGAAGAUCAGGCUCCGUGCUGAAGAUGUCCAGGGUCGUAAUGUCCUUACCAACUUCUGGGGAAUGGAUUUUACUACUGACAAGCUCCGGUCGCUAGUCAAGAAGUGGCAGACCUUGAUUGAGGCCCAUGUUGAUGUUAAGACCACUGAUAACUACAUGCUGCGGCUCUUCUGCAUCGGGUUUACAAAGAGGAGACCCAACCAAGUGAAGCGUACGUGCUAUGCACAGGCCUCCCAGAUCCGUCAGAUACGCCGUAAGAUGGUUGAGAUCAUGGCCAACCAGGCCUCUACCUGUGACCUGAAGGAGUUGGUGUCCAAGUUUAUUCCUGAGGUCAUUGGCAAGGAGAUUGAAAAGGCUACCUCAAGCAUCUUCCCAUUGCAAAAUGUCUUCAUCCGGAAGGUCAAGAUCCUCAAGGCCCCCAAGUUCGACCUUGGGAAACUGAUGGAGGUCCAUGGGGAUUACACAAAGGAGGACGUUGGUGUGAAGCUUGAGAGGCCUGCUGAGGGUGAUGAGGCCGUGGUUGGCCAGGAGGCUGCUGCAGCUGAGUAGGAUAGUUUAUGAUCACUAUUUUGGUACUUAAUAUAUUUGAAGGAUAUAUGUACUGUCACCUUUCUGUCUGAGAACUAGAUUUUGGCGAUCUGGUAGUUCCUGAAAACAAGUGUUUUUAAGUUUAUUCGUUUGUGGUUAUUUGGAUCGCAAGUUCUUGUGUCAUCUACCGGUAUUUAACUUGUUAUCUGAGGAUCAGUUUGGUGAUUUCUGUC